GUAAUUUUGAAUCGAAAUGAGUGACUCUAUUGCAAGUCUUGAAAUACUUUUUGAGGAACAUCGCGAGAGUUUAGAGAAUUUUCAGGAAUGGAUUACAACUCAGGCACACAUACCUAAGAAUAUACCUAAAGCUACUCUAUUUCGCUAUUUUAAAGUUUGCAAUUUUGACCUUGAGGAAUCGAAGAAGCUUCUCGACAUCAAUGUAAAGUUCAGGAUCAAGCACCAAUACCUCUUUGCUGAUCGAGAAAUCGACUCUGAAGAGUUUUAUAAAGUUGCUAACACAGUACAAUUCAUUGGACUUCCAAAGAAAACGAAAGAAGGAUGUACAAUAAAAGUUUAUCGAGUAGCAAAUACCAGCUUAAAUUAUUUCAUUCUUAAAGAUUUAUUCAAAACAGUUUUCAUGGUACACGACUUGACAGCUCUUAAUGAGCCAAACACUAAUGGACUUAUUGCUAUCUUUGAUGCUAAAGAUUUCUCCUUUUGGCAUUUUAUGAAAAUGGUAUCGCAUGCAGCAACACUUAUUCAUUUCUUGCAGUAUGUUCAAGAAGCUGACUGCAUAGAUAUUAGACAAAUUCAUUUUGUAAAUUGCUCAUCGGUUGUCAGUAAAGUUCAUGCAUUUAUAAAGCCUUUUCUAACAAGAGAAUUGUCAACUAUAAUGUUUUUCCAUUCUUCAAGUUAUGAUACUUUACAUGAGUUUGUAAGCAAAGAAUAUCUCCCAAUAGAUUUCGGAGGAUGUGAGGGAACUUUAGAUGAAUAUAUGGAAAAUACAUUUACAAAUAUGCGUAAACAUCGCGACUAUAUUACAAAAAAUGAGAAUUUUUUUCUACUUAAUCACUAGAAGUUUAAUUUUUACAGUCAAUAUUAAGAGGUUUACGGCUACUACACAGGGAUUAUUGGAAUCUUUCCUAAUUAGCAAAUAUAACAUAGUCGGUGUUUAAUUAUGAAUAAUUUAUUGGCAAAGUCGGUGUUGUUUUGUUGAUAAUAACUUAAGCAUAACAGUUGGUUCUACUGGCUAUUGGCUUCCUUGUUGACAAAACAUCAAUCUGUGCUGAUCAAGGCGGUAACACUAGAAAGAAUAUUUAAUGAUUUUUGUAUCUGACUUCAAACAAUAUUAGAAUACAUUGAGCUGAGUAUUAUUUGGAUUUUUGGAAUUUUUAUGGAUUGAUCUCAAGAAAUAUUGACUUGGUGCUGAUCAAAAUCGAAGUCGAUGCCACCCCUGGAUGAAUAUUACUUUAAAUUCAUGAGCAUUGUGUGAUUGUUUAAUACAUCGAGACAACAAUGUGCUGAUCUGAUAGGAAUCGAACCCAAGCUUAUACAAAGCAGAUUUUGAAGAUAUCCGAUCAUUUAAUAAAUUACUUUGCUCUGACAUCACAAUAAUCGCAACUGGAACCGCUAAUACUGUUACACAUGUGAAACUAAUUAAUAAUUA
Molecule: messenger RNA, 1429 nt
Organism: Chironomus riparius
Lineage: Eukaryota; Metazoa; Arthropoda; Insecta; Diptera; Chironomidae
Source: the annotation of a GenBank genome assembly